AUUUCGCGAAUUUGGCUGACAUGCACUAGUGCGCUCUAGUGCCACAGGCGAAAAGACUGUCCUUCGAAAAAGAAUAGAGUCGCUCGGAUCGCUUGUCUAUGGCGUAUGGACAUCAUCGCUUGUCAAUGUUUCAACAUGGCGGACUCAAACGAGAAGUUGCUGGCGGAACUCCUAAAAAAACCUGGGAACAACGUGUGUGCGGACUGCGGGGCCAAGAAUCCAGAAUGGGCAUCUUACAACAUAGGUAUAUUUGUUUGCACAAGGUGCGCCGGUGUACACAGAUCUAUGGGAGCACAUAUUUCGAAAGUAAAACAUUUAAAGUUAGACAGAUGGGAGGAUUCCCAAGUAAAUAGAGUACGUGAAGUAGGUAAUGCUGCAGCUAGAUUGCAUUACGAAGAGAGAGUACCCUCUUGUUAUCGUAAACCAAGUCCAGAUGCUCCACAAGUUUUAGUCGAACAAUGGAUAAGAGCAAAAUAUGAGAGAGAGGAAUUCUGUCAUCCUGAAAGACAAAAUCACUAUGUAUCAGGAUUCAUGGAAGGAUUUUUAAUGAAACGCGGAAAGGAAGAUUCGCGUUACCAUCCUCGAAAGUUUGUACUCUGCGAGGCGGAUGACACACUCAAGUAUCACGUUAAAGAGAAUAAGGAACCCAAAGCUGUUUUAAGGAUAUCGGAAUUAAAUGUGGCGUUUGCACCACCUAAAACUGGCAACCAGAACAGUCUUCAGCUGUCCUUUAUGAAGGACGGCUCAACAAGACAUAUCUACGUGUAUCACGAAGACCCAGAGGUGAUCACAAAUUGGUAUCUCGCGAUCAGAUGCGCAAAACUGCACCGCUUACAAGUGGCGUAUCCGGGCGCGAGUGAAAACGAGCUGCUGUGUCAGCUCACGCGGGACUUUCUGCGCGAAGGCUUUCUAUGGAAAACCGGUCCCAGGCAUACAGAUGCUUAUAAAAAAAGAUGGUUUACCUUGGAUGGCAGAAAACUCAUGUAUCACGAUGAUCCUAUGGAUGCGCAUCCAAAGGGUGAAAUCUUUUUAGGACACAGUUCCGAAGGUUUCGCCGUAAAGACGGGUGUACCACCGGGUGCUCGAGAUCAAGGAUUUUCGUUUACUCUCGAAACACCCGAUAGAAUUUACCUGCUCUCUGCGCAAAGUGACGACGAUAGGUCGCAAUGGAUUAACGUGAUUCAAAAAGUAAUCGAUAAGCCUCUAACACCACAAGACGCAACCGUAGCGGCGAGACUUGUAAGAAAGCGCACAGCCAGUGGAACAAUGAAUAUAUUUUCGUCGACAAGAUAGGGCUGGAUUCCUCUUAGACGACUUUCUUAAUUGUUCAUUGGUAAUCGUACGAUUGAUUCGUAUUAUCGAAAUAGACAAAUAUGUGGCUCAACGCACACGUGAAAGAGCACUUACGGCUCUCGGCUAUUUACUCGUCUUGCUGCUGUUGAGCCAUAUAUUUAUUCGUAAUCUGCGCACGGUACCGUAGUUUACAUAGAGACAUACGCAUAAGACUGCUCGAAGAAGUUGAACGCGGUUAAAAUGCAAGCACCAAUUGCUUCUCGAUAACACUCUUGUGUUAAAGACAAAGCUUGUAUCGCUUACUGUCAAAUCGAGUAGGCAGACAGUAUUGUAAGGAUAUUACAAGGAAUUUUUACUUAGCAAUAAUAUUGCAUGUGAUACUUGUCCCUGACCGAACACCGAGAAAAGAAAAUUUCUAAAAGUUUGAUUUAACUUUCUAUACAGAGAACAAUUUAUCAAAAACGGUAAAAUAGAUUAACAAAAUUUAUGGAUCAUCGAAUGAUGAUUUGCAGUAUUUUUGUUUCCAUUUUUUCGUAUCUAUUUCUUAGUUUUAACUGGUUUGUUCAAAUUUCCACGAUCGAUAUAAGGCCGCAAGUGAUAAUACACUCUGUACAUAAACAAUAAAUUUUGAGGGCCUA
Molecule: messenger RNA, 1931 nt
Organism: Linepithema humile (Argentine ant)
Lineage: Eukaryota; Metazoa; Arthropoda; Insecta; Hymenoptera; Formicidae
Source: RefSeq, a predicted model, not a curated record